AUGCCAUAUGGUUGCAAUGACAAUAUUAAAGGAGUAGGAAAUUUGUCAAGUCCUGCCUGCAGUGAUGUUAAUGUAAUGGGUUUAUUUAAUACUACCUUACGACAACAACGUAGUCAUGGGCAAAAACAUUACCAUCGGCCUAAUGUAAAAAAGUCUUCCAAAUCUAGAUCACCAUCUGGGAGCUUUGAUGACCUUCUUUCACAUCUUCAUCAUCCACUAGGGUUACAUUACAUAAGAACUAUUCUUUUUUCACUGCCAGUUAAUUUUCUUAAACGUUUGAGAGAUUAUGCACUUGACAAAGGAGGCACCAAUACAUUUUCUGCAAUAUACAGACUAGUCAGUAUUAUUUGUGAUGUAGCUCUUUUCCGUCUUUUCAAACCAGUAAGAUCUGAACCUUUACAUGAAGAAAAGAGGAGAUUCCUUCCUGUUGAUUUUGCCAAUAGAGGAAUCGAUGCAAUCAAUAUCUGCAACGUUCUACAUCACAAGGAGAGAGAAUGUACAGAAAUCGAUCCAAAUUGUUUCUAUACGUCCGGCAGCGGUACACAAGUCAAACGAACUAAAUGCAAAAACACAUUAAAGUUUAAGUGUGAACAAGUCAUAGAAUCAGAUGGAAAGAGGACUAUUAAGGUCAAAUGUUACGAAUACAUGUUGAAUUGGUAUGAUGCAAGAAAAGAGUGUAACCGGACUGGAAGAUAUAUUCAACUCUUGAACAACAAGUGCGAAAAUAACGAAGGCUUUACAGCAGAUAAACUGUGGCACAAUACGUUUGUUAAAGAGAGAAUUAUUUGGAAUACAAGUAUUGUAACUGAUAUGGAAAGGAACAAGGGAUACAGCUGUUUAGCAAUGAAGCUCACUCAAGAUUCCAAGUACAUUCUAACAGCUCAAAGUUGUGACUACAAAUUCAAAUCUCUUUGUCAAAAAGAUGUCUCGGGUCAGCAUAUAGAUGGUACGUCUGUGUCCCGAACAGACCAAUCAACUAUAUAUCAUAGUAUCUCUCAGAACGAGGAACAGGAAACAGAGGAUUUACAAAAUGCACAAGUUAGUAUGUAUGUUGGAAUAGCAGUGGCAGUAACCAUAUUGCUGAUAUUGGUAAUAGUUCUAGCUGUCUGUAUAAGAAGACGAAAACGGUAUAAGACUGAAAAUGGACCCGCUGCACAUAAUGUUUAUUAUUCAACAGUGACAGGCGACCAGAUACAGGAAAACCAAUCAAAUACACGGGAUGGCGCGAACAGGGAUCAAAGUGUUGAAAAUCUUACGAUUUCGGCCAAAAAAAUCAACACCUACACGGAUAAUGAUCAGCAGGAAACCAACAAACAGGGAGCAAUGUAUGACCAAGCAGGGUUGCAAGAUACCAAUGAGUAUGAUGUGUCAAGUACGUGCAAAAAGUACACUCCGAAGGUCGAGGAGGAUGUCUGCUAUUAUGAUCACAAUCGAGAUGUUGAUACGAUGUACGAUGCGACUGAUACAAAAGGAUUGAUUCAGAGAAACGAGAUGAGUGAUAUAUAUGACCAUACCAGAGAAAUUGAUGAUGCUUAUGAUGUCUCCAACGCCUAUCGACAAAAAGACAAGACUAUCAAUGAAUCUGUGUAUUCCCAAUCGGAUUUCUGAUGGGGUGACAUCAUUAUUGAACCUGCAAGUGACAUUCACAUAAUACAAAUAUUACAAGUGUGACAUGCAUGAUAUUCAUAUUUUU
Mytilus trossulus (common blue mussel) is the source of this 1693-nucleotide messenger RNA. RefSeq lists its product as uncharacterized. The record is from RefSeq and is a predicted model, not a curated record. The transcript has 9 exons. Lineage: Eukaryota; Metazoa; Mollusca; Bivalvia; Mytilida; Mytilidae. The coding region runs from base 1 to 1608 and encodes 535 amino acids.